UAUAACUGACGUGUACGGAAGUGGAUGAUUCCUGACACGACUUGUGGAACAUGGCAGCAGAUUCGGGCUCCGGGGACUGCGGACCGAGGAGGGGACAUUUGGCCGCUGUGGUGCUGGCCCGGGGCGGCAGUAAGGGGAUUCCCCACAAGAACAUUAAGAGGCUGGCCGGGAAGCCGCUCAUCGCCUGGGUGCUGCGGGCGGCGCUGGACAGUGAAGCCUUCGACAGCGUCUGGGUUUCUACAGACAGCGAUGAAAUUGAGAAAGUAGCAAAAGACUAUGGGGCGCAGGUACAUCGGCGGAGUGAGGAGGUCUCCAAGGACACGUCCUCCUCCCUGGAGACCAUACAGGAGUUCCUGCAGCAUCAUCCAGAGGUGGAUAUCGUGGGGAACAUCCAGGCCACGUCUCCGUGUCUCCACCCAGCGGAUCUUAUCAAGGUUGUGGAUAUGAUCCGCACUCAUGGCUGCGACUCUGUGUUUUCUGUUGUUCGGCAUCACCUGUUCCGGUGGCGAGAGGUGACAGCUCCAGGUGAGUUCACAGUGGCGGAGAACCUGAACCCAGCUCGUAGGCCGCGUCGCCAGGACUGGAGGGGUGAACUCUACGAGAACGGCUCCUUCUACUUCGCCACCAAAGAGCUGAUUGUUCGUGGCCUCCUGCAGGGCGGAAAGAUGGCCUAUUAUGAGAUGAAGCCAGAGCACAGCGUCGACAUAGACAUUGACCUGGACUGGCCAAUUGCAGAACAAAGGGUUAAAAGGUUCGGGUAUUUUGGUAAAGGGAUGUCCACAGUGGUGAAGUUGUUAGUCUGUAAUAUUGAUGGCUGCCUCACUGACGGCCGAGUCUAUGUCAAUCAAGAGCACGAGUUCACUUCCUACAGUCUGCGCGAUCUUGACGGGAUCCGGAAACUGCUGGACCGAGAUGUCACGGUCCUUUUAAUCUCGGAGAGAGAUAUCCGUUCAUCUCUGAUCUCCAAUCUGAAACUGCCAUGUGAGUUCGAGGUCAACGUCACCGACAAGAGGGCGGUGCUGCAGAGGUGGAUGAGCAAGAUGGGACUGUCCUGGAUCCAGGCUGCGUACAUGGGAUGCAGUGACUCUGAUGUGGAGUGUCUGAAGCUCGCCGGUGUUAGCGGGGUCCCAGCAGGCGCAUCGACAGCUGCCAAGAUGACUGACAGCUUUACUUGCACACAGGGAGGCGGCUAUGGCGCCAUCCAGGAGUUUGCUGAACAUGUUAUAAGCCUGAUGGACAGCGGGAGGUAACUGGACACUGACCACGACGUUAUCCAAGGAAGCUCUCCUGCUAUGUUUUACGUCUGUUCUCCUCCAUUAUUUCGCAGCAUGCCCUGCGUGCAGUAAUAAGAAUUUUAAUCUUAGUUUUUAUUUGAGCGAAGCUGCGAGCAGCUUGAAAUCUGUGUCCAGGCUCGCAGGGGUCAGUUUUAUUACACAUUAUGACGGAAGAAAGACGCUUUUUAUUUGUUGCCUUUUAUGUCUUUUCAUACAUUUUAUCUUAUAGGAAUGUGGGAUGUUGAGGGUUGUUGUUUGUGUAACGUUGAGUCCAUUGACUCGCUAUAUCCACAAGAUCCUCUAAAAUGUUUACAAAUAUUGGGAUAAAUCCAUGAAUUUGCUCUAAUUUAUUCUUUUGUGCCAUUGGAGAUUUUAUUUAAUUCAAGAUGCGGUUUAAUGUGUUUUUCUAUUGGCCGGGACCAUGUGCCUGCAAUAAAUACUAUAUGGUGACGAGA
Bufo bufo (common toad) is the source of this 1729-nucleotide messenger RNA. RefSeq names its product cytidine monophosphate N-acetylneuraminic acid synthetase (gene CMAS). The record is from RefSeq and is a predicted model, not a curated record. The coding region runs from base 51 to 1250 and encodes 399 amino acids. The transcript has 8 exons. Gene Ontology annotation, molecular function: N-acylneuraminate cytidylyltransferase activity. Lineage: Eukaryota; Metazoa; Chordata; Amphibia; Anura; Bufonidae.